UAUUGUAUAUGAUAACAUUUGAUAUUAAUACAUUAACUAGACGUUGAGUGUGAGACUAUUUCAAUGUAGCUGCAAAUACAAUAGUAAUAUGUACAUAUAUGUACUAUAAUUCACAACGUGUUUAACCGAAUACAUGUGUGUAGUGAUAAUACGAAUAAUAUGAAUAUUAUUUUAGAUAUGUUGACAUGUGUGAACAUUGCAUACACUUGCAAUUAUAAGCUCAAUUGUUAAUACUUACGAGACCGAAAGUUCCUAUAUUAUUGUACGGAAUUAUUGAAAGGAAAAUAUGGCCUUGCGUUGUUUUAAAGAUGGCCUGUGCAAUGUAUCAGGGUGUAAAAGAAGUGAAUGUUUAACGCAUGAGGAUGAUGUUCCUAAGUAUGAGGCCAUGAACAAUUCACAGAAUGCAAUAACAAACCAACCAAGUGUGCAACAACAUCAUAUCAUCACUAAAAAAGCAGGCCAGACAAUGUCACAGGACAAUGGAGCAUUCGAAGACGCCAACGACCAAAAUUCAAACACACAACUCGCUGCACGAUUUGGUAAAGUCGUCAAUGGGCCAUGGUGUAAGCUUUGUCAUCAUCUGAAGGAAACGCAGGAAACGAAGGAGUUUGAGCUUAUGAAAGAUUUGUCUGGAAUCAUGAAGACCAUUUCACACAGAUGUGCGGAGAAAGCUAAGGCAGUUGUUCCGAUUUUCUCUGUGGUUGACGAGAAGGACCACAGAAAAAGGGGUGACACCAUAACCAUCGAAGCCGUCGUUAAGGAAGUCUCUGCUCACGUUUGGAAAAUUGACCACGUGCAAACAAUACUUAAGGAAAACAACAGCGAUAAAACCGAAAAUCUGAUACGCAGUUUUAUUGAGGAUACUAUAAAGGUGUGCUGGGAGAUGUCAAUCUCUCAGCCUCCUUUGAUGUUAAAUUUUGAAGUUGAAGGCAAAAUGUAUACAGACAUUAUCAAACACACGUUUACUAAAUUCUCGACCAUAAAGGAGAUAGAAUCGAACAAAACUUCUGGUACCAUAAUUCUGGUUGUCAUGCCAUCAGUAGUAAAUCUGUCUACAGAUGGAUGCUUGAAGAAAGGAGAAGUAAUAGUUGUACCGUGAGUGAGUGAGAAACUUUACAUGUACAUCUUGAUGAAUGAGGACGGGAGCUCUAAAUAUAUUUAUUUUAAAAAGUGUCAUUACUAUGUCGUUUUGCUCUUGUAUUUUUGUAAUAGUUGAAACUAAUUAAAUGUAUGGGAUUGUGUUUUGUCUAUCUAUCUAUCUAUCUAUCUAUCUAUCUAUCUAUCUAUCUAUCUAUCUAUCUAUCUAUCUAUCUAUCUAUCUAUCUAUCUAUCUAUCUAUCUAUCUAUCUAUCUAUCUAUCUAUCUAUCUAUCUAUCUAUCUAUCUAUCUAUCUAUCUAUCUAUCUAUAUAUCUUUCUAUCUUUCUAUCUAUCUAUCUAUCUAUCUAUCUAUCUAUCUAUCUCUCUAUCUAUCUAUCUAUCUAUCUAUCUAUCUAUCUAUCUAUCUAUCUAUCUAUCUAUAUAUCUAUCUAUCUUUAUAUCUAUCUAUCUAUCUAUCUAUCUAUCUAUCUAUCUAUCUAUCUAUCUAUCUAUAUAUCUAUCUAUAUAUCUAUCUAUAUAUCUAUCUAUCUAUAUUACCAAAUGGAGACCCUCAUAUCAGCAUACACUCCUCUUAUAUUUUGCUCGGCUGAACUAGAAUAGUUAAAUAACACGAUAUUCAACAAGCACUUUUUAGCAAAUAUUAUAUGGUUAUCAUAUUGCAGAAGUGUGUUACUAUACAAAUAUUACCUUUCACGAUACAUUUGAUAUACAUUAAAGCAUGUAUAACAUAAACAACGGCACAAUGAUGCCCAGAUCAGAAGGUCUUGAAUUAUUAAAUCUUUAAAUUGUACUUAUGUAACAUAACGUACAGUCGAUCUAUUGUUUAAACCGGUUUUAUCUUAAGUGAUUGGGUUGAGUCUAGACUCUAGUCUACAUUAUAGUAGCAACAAUCGGGUACCCAAUCAGGUUAGAUAAGCAGCUAAAGCAAAAGCUGCUAUGUCACCGAUGGUGAGAUAUAUAAAGUCAGUUAUCUUGAUUUUUGUGAUAAUUUAAGGUUAUACAUGAUUGCAAUUGAUAUUGUAAUUGAAUAUGAUUGGUACAACAUUCUUUAUAUCAAUAGAAAUAAACAAACAUGAUAACACCAA
Messenger RNA from Dreissena polymorpha, 2184 nucleotides. RefSeq lists its product as uncharacterized. Bases 287 to 1099 code for a protein of 270 amino acids. The transcript has 8 exons. The record is from RefSeq and is a predicted model, not a curated record. Lineage: Eukaryota; Metazoa; Mollusca; Bivalvia; Myida; Dreissenidae.